GCUUUGCGUGUUAGUUCUACUUCUCGCCACAUAAUCAUUUGCCUUGGUUAUGUAAGCAUCUUGGGCCAUCCGUAGCGACCAGUUCAGUAGUUGGCAGGACAGCACAGCAUAUCGAGAAGACUUCUGCAUCUAAUAAUGGAGAGAAAAGAAUUCGUUUUCAUCACAGCUUUGCUGACGAUCCUGAUAAUUACAUCGAACGCUUCGGCUCAAUCAAGAAAAAGUGGCCAUUGCCCCCCCUCCAGGAGAGUAACCAAUUGCUUCAACAGAUGCAAAACUGACUACGUAUGUUCAUUCGACGAGAAGUGUUGUCCAAAUGUUUGUGGAUCUGAGUCGUGCGCAAAAUCGAGCUCCAUUUCUUACGGGUCUGACAACCGAGAUGAGAGUGAAUCUGUGUAUUGUGACAAUGUGAAGUGUCAGUCGGGGGAGAAAUGCGUGCUGGAUAAAAGAACAAAAAGAAACAAAUGUGGGCGUGGUUAA
Molecule: messenger RNA, 477 nt
Organism: Zootermopsis nevadensis
Lineage: Eukaryota; Metazoa; Arthropoda; Insecta; Blattodea; Termopsidae
Product: waprin-Thr1
Cellular component (GO): extracellular region
Molecular function (GO): peptidase inhibitor activity
Source: RefSeq, a predicted model, not a curated record